Symbiodinium sp. CCMP2592 is the source of this 237-nucleotide messenger RNA. The record is from the annotation of a GenBank genome assembly. NCBI's taxonomy places the organism in Eukaryota, Dinophyceae, Suessiales, Symbiodiniaceae.
AUGCAACCACAUGAUCUGCAGUGUUUGCGGUCGCCACUUCUGCUACAUCUGUGGACAAGACUGGGCACUGCACAAAGGGCAACCAGGAGGCUUCGACUACUACCAGUGCCGUCUUCCAGCAUCUGCGGCAGAAGGAAGUGCAGGCCAGUGAAGCACGGUACCUGUGACGAUCUUGACCUUUGUCAGGUGGAAGUUGCAGAGGGAGUGCUUACCAGGCGUGCUCCCGUGCGACAAUGA